AAGUUGGUGGCAGGGCUCGCAGGUGAGGCCUGGGUCCGCGCGCUGAGGUUGGGGCCGCACAGCUGUAGCCGCGCGCCCUGGUCCCUCCUCCCAGCUGCGGCGGCGUCCCCCCCGCCCCCGCCCCCGCCCUCCCCCCGCCGCUCCCGACGCCGCCGCCGCAGCCGCCGCCUCCCCUCUGCCUCCCGGUGGCUCCUCGCUCUCCUUCCAUCUCUCUCGCCCCCUCUCCCUCCGUCCCGUCCUCGCCGCUCCCCUCACCCCGCCUCUCUCCCCCUCCCCCAGCCCCUCCUCUCCUCACCCCACCCGGCCUCCCUCCCUCCCUCGCCCGCCCGGCGCUCGCAGAGCCGACACCAGGGGGGCUCUCGAUGUAGCACCAUGACAGGCAUCGCCGCCGCCUCCUUCUUCUCCAAUACCUGCCGAUUCGGGGGCUGCGGACUCCACUUCCCCACCCUGGCCGACCUCAUCGAGCACAUCGAGGACAACCACAUCGAUACAGAUCCACGGGUUUUAGAAAAACAAGAAUUACAGCAGCCAACCUAUGUUGCCCUGAGUUACAUAAAUAGAUUCAUGACAGAUGCUGCCCGCCGAGAGCAGGAGUCCCUAAAGAAGAAGAUUCAGCCGAAGCUCUCACUGACUCUGUCCAGCUCAGUGUCUCGAGGGAAUGUGUCCACUCCCCCACGCCACAGCAGUGGAAGCCUUACUCCCCCCGUGACCCCACCCAUCACCCCCUCCUCUUCAUUCCGCAGCAGCACUCCGACAGGCAGCGAGUAUGACGAGGAGGAGGUGGACUAUGAGGAGUCGGACAGCGAUGAGUCCUGGACCACAGAGAGUGCCAUCAGCUCCGAAGCCAUCCUCAGCUCCAUGUGCAUGAAUGGAGGGGAAGAGAAGCCUUUUGCCUGCCCAGUUCCUGGAUGUAAAAAGAGAUACAAGAAUGUGAAUGGCAUAAAGUAUCACGCUAAGAAUGGUCACAGAACACAGAUUCGUGUCCGCAAACCAUUCAAAUGUCGCUGUGGGAAGAGUUACAAGACAGCUCAGGGCCUGCGGCACCACACAAUCAAUUUCCAUCCCCCGGUGUCGGCUGAGAUUAUCAGGAAGAUGCAGCAAUAACAUGCUGGUCAUAACUGUGCCAAGAAAUCCUCACCAGCAGUUGCUGAUUUUGAAAACAGCCACCUUUUUUCAGGGGAAGCAUUCAGCAACCCUUUAAAGAAAAAGAAUUAAAUGCAUGCUUUAAAUUUUUUCUGUAAUUUUGGAAUGAUGUAUCUUUGUAGAGUUAAUGAUUUUGUACAUUUGCACAUGUAAUCAUCAUACCCAUUUUCAUUACUUUGAUAUAAGGUGCUAAACAAAAAAAGCUCUAGGUUCUUCAGCACAUUUCCCCCAAAACAAAAUAAAAUUGAGGGCAUGUUGCAUAUUGUUGAAUUGUAUUGCAGUGGUAUCAACCUGGGGGGAGGAGGGGCUGGCACUGAGAUUUUUUUUCAAGAUUGUAAUGUGAUUGAAGUUUUCAACACAUCAACUCACGUAUGUUCAAAACCAAAAUAAUACCUUCAUUAUCAAACUGGUUACCAUGCCUUACAUAAUGGAGUUAGUAUUUGUGAGUAGAAAGACUUUAGGUAAUGGAAAUAUAAAUAAGAAAGAAUGUUUAACAUAAUAUGCUAAAAAUAUUUUCAUAUUUAAAUAACAUACAUAAAGGUGUGCUUUCUGUGUUUUAUAUUACUUGCAAAUCCUUUUGCCCUUUAAAAAGCUGAAAAUCUUGCCAUCUGACUUACUAGUCAUUUUAGUGUUAUAAAUGGCAUUUUGUACAAAAUAGUCUAUUCAGUUCAUUCAUUCAUUUAACACACAUUGAUUGAGUGCCUGCUGGGUACAAGGGAUUCAAUUUACGCCUAUUGAUAUCUGCGGACCAAGAUACACAUUUAGUGAAAUACUUUUUUCCCUGAAAUCUGUUAGAAAACACUUUGAAAUACUUAAGUGCAAAGUGUGUGUGUGUGAAAUUUAGUUAUAUCUUCAUAUUCAGAUGAAGUUUUAAAGCACUUUGUAGUUCUCUAUUGCCAACAAUUUAAUGUUUAUGUGUUGCCAAUUCUUGCAACCACUGCCCUACCAAACCUGUGGGUUGCAAAUCAGAACUAAAAUUCUAAGCACGUUUCAAAGAGGAACACUUUUGUUAAGACCCCUGUUGCCUCUUCUUCAUGCUCAUUUUUUCCUUUUUUUAAAAGGCACUUUUCUCAUCACAUUGUAGAGAGGUCUGCAUUCUCAUUAGAAAUGUCUGUUUAGCUUUAUAAAACAAACACUUUGCUGAAAUAGGAAAAUGAGCCUUAUUGACAAGUGCUUCUUGCAGCAGGUGGUCAAAGAAAAGCGUGACUAAUACGACCUAUUAGAGUAACCUACAUCUGGACCGUUCCUUAAGUUUUUCCUCACCGACAGUACCAUCAUGCCUUGAGUGUUCUUUUCUCCCAAGUGCUAUUCCUUAAACACGAGAGUUUACCAGUUGCCUAAUUAUGCAAUAAAAAAUGCUUUGAGAUAGCUAACUGCCCAUAAAACAAACUCAAAUUGCUUAUAAAAAAGUUUCUUCCAUGUUCCCAUUUGAUGAAAAGUCUUACAUCACAUAUAACUGGGAAGCAGGGGUCCCUCCUCAAUUUUCAGACAUUUUGAAAGGAUGACAGUUCUGUUAGAUGAGUAAACCUCUAUAUUCAUAAGUUCUAAAAUCCUUCAUUAUGAGGGAUUCAAAGUAUUUAUGAAAACACUGCCCUCUAAAAAUUUCCUCAGAUCUGAAGUAUGGUCUUGGUCCUGAAUAUACAGUGUUGUUAUCCUAUGUUUAAAAGGGUGAUCCAGACAUGAGACGCAACUAGUUGGUGCAUAAGAAGGCCCCACUUGGCUAUUUCAUAUCUACCUACAAUUGACCAAAAAAAAUUUUUUAGGCCAGCAAUUAUUAUUUAGCUUCGCUCUUUCUAGUGCAAGAAACUGCAGGCUGGAUCAGUAGUUCAACAGCUAAACAGUCAUAAAAUAGUCAUUGUGCAUGUUAAAUUUCUUUCAAUGCUUUCAAAGAUAAAUUCCAAUUUCUAUUUACUUAUUCAUUGUGACAGUAUUACUAAACAGGUAAGGAUGGGAAUAUUUUGUUAUACUGUGUAUAGUGAAUGUAUUGUACUGUGUCUGUGAAAACUGUGCUUUAAAUUAUAUUUUCAUAUGUUUUGUUGGGGACAGAGCACAUUAAGUCAGAAAGCAACAGAGGUUUGUUUUAGAACUGAAGGCAAUUUAAUCAAAAUUCCUGUCAAGAAAAGCUGCUUAUAAAUGUAAAUGAAAUCACAUUUAAAAUAAACUGCCUCUGACCCAAAAAUAAA
Gorilla gorilla gorilla (western lowland gorilla) is the source of this 3326-nucleotide messenger RNA. It is a transcript of the gene JAZF1, whose product is annotated as JAZF zinc finger 1. The record is from RefSeq and is a predicted model, not a curated record. NCBI's taxonomy places the organism in Eukaryota, Metazoa, Chordata, Mammalia, Primates, Hominidae. Gene Ontology annotation, cellular component: nucleus. Bases 373 to 1104 code for a protein of 243 amino acids. The transcript has 5 exons.